Limulus polyphemus (Atlantic horseshoe crab) is the source of this 2701-nucleotide messenger RNA. Its product is annotated as voltage-dependent L-type calcium channel subunit beta-4-like. Gene Ontology annotation, cellular component: voltage-gated calcium channel complex. NCBI's taxonomy places the organism in Eukaryota, Metazoa, Arthropoda, Merostomata, Xiphosura, Limulidae. The record is from RefSeq and is a predicted model, not a curated record. The transcript is spliced from 13 exons. Gene Ontology annotation, molecular function: protein binding; high voltage-gated calcium channel activity. Bases 172 to 1854 code for a protein of 560 amino acids. Gene Ontology annotation, biological process: chemical synaptic transmission; neuromuscular junction development; calcium ion transmembrane transport.
UAUAGUCUUUAGAGGAGGAAUCUGUAAGAAAGCUUAGUUUCUAGGGCAGCCGUCUCUACGGUUUCCGUGAAUCUGUAAGAGAGCUUGUUUCUAGGGCAGCCGUCACUACGGUUUCCAUGAAACUCACACAGAAAACUUCUUGGUCUUCAAGUACGGCCCCAGUGUUCUGUAAUGUCCAAGUACACGGCUCUGGGAUCUGCAGACUCAAAUUAUAGUCAGCCAUCUUCAGACCUGUCACUCGAUGAGGAGAGGGAAGCGCUUCGCAGGGAGACAGAGAAACAAGCUCUUAGAAAGCUUGAAAAGGCAAAGACAAAACCGGUAACAUUUGCUGUCCGUACUAAUGUUGCUUAUGAUGGAACACUGGAUGAUGAUAGCCCUGUGCAUGGAUGUGCAAUAUCUUUUGAUGUUAAAGACUUUCUUCACAUUAAAGAAAAAUACAACAAUGACUGGUGGAUUGGAAGGCUUGUUAAGGAAGGAUGUGAUGUUGGAUUCAUUCCAAGUCCUGUCAAACUAGAAAAUCUGAGGAUACAGCAAUCCCAUUCCCGCACUGGUAAACUCUAUACUAGGCCUAGUUCAUCAGGAAACUUGGGUGGUAUAGUAAACGAUGUACUCACCAAUUCCAAACCUUCAAAUUCUCGUGGCUCAACACCUCCUACUCCAGUGAAUGGAGAUGGAGUAUCUACAGAAUCAACCAAGAUUGAAUCUAUUCAGAAUUGGCCAAUAUCAUUAAACUUGCAUGAUUCUGAGAAUGUUCCCCCGUACGAUGUAGUGCCUUCAAUGCGACCAGUAGUCCUUGUGGGCCCAUCUCUUAAAGGCUAUGAGGUCACAGAUAUGAUGCAGAAAGCUCUCUUUGACUAUUUAAAACAUAAGCUAGAAGGAAGAAUAAUCAUCACUAGAGUAACUGCUGACAUAUCAUUAUCCAAGCGGUCUCUUUUAAACAACCCAACUAAAAGAGCAAUCUUGGAGAAGGCAAAUAAUCGAUCAUCAAGUUUAGCUGAGGUACAAGCUGAAAUAGAAAGAAUAUUUGAACUAGCCAGAACAUUACAGAUAGUUCUGCUUGAUUGUGACACUAUUAAUCACCCUUCUCAGCUAGUAAAAACAUCACUAGCACCUAUUAUAGUUUAUGUGAAAAUAUCUUCACAUAAGGUGCUACAACGACUGAUAAAAUCUCGAGGAAAAUCGCAGAGUCGAUAUCUGAAUGUGCAGAUGGUAGCAGCUGAUAAAUUAUUGCAGUGCCCUCCUGAAAUGUUUGAUUUGAUACUUGAUGAAAAUCAGUUGGAAGAGGCAUGUGAGCAUCUCUAUGAGUAUCUUGAAGCUUACUGGCAAACUACUCAUCCACCACCCACCAUCCAGAAAUCAUUCCCAUCACCUAAACGCACUUCUAGAGUGGAAAAUGAUGUUGGAAGAGCUGGUUCAAUCCCCAACAGAACACAAACUGACAGGCUACACUCACAAUCCUCAGUGGAACUGGCUUCAUCAGACUUGGAGCAAGUACAGACUGAGUAUUAUGGUACCAGAAACUGUAGAGAUCAUCACCUGGCAUCAGGAGGCCAAAGGAGCAAUGAUUAUCAUGAUCCCUAUGCUCCACAAGGUAAUCAUCAAAAUUGUAGGGAUUUCAAGGAACAAGAUUAUGUAAGAGAACGAGAAUGGGCACGAGAUCAUGAUCCUUACUAUGAUGAGUAUGAUGCGAGUGAGAGAAUGCUGAUGCACAAAAAGGAGGACAAUAUUCAACCUAGUGAAAUGAGAGAGAUGCGAGACUUGAGAGAUUAUGAACACCAUCACCGUGGUGACAAAAACUACCACUUCACUCAUAGAGGACAGAAGUAUCCUGGAUACACAGUGAAUGUAAUCUAGAAGUCACCAUUACUGUGAGAAUCGGGAUUCUGGAUGUCACAACUGCCUUUAACCCUCACUGUUCAAACAGUAUCCUUUAUCAUUUGACUUGUUAGAUUUUGUAUCAAAUUUUAUUUUCUCCACAUUACUUGUGAUGAUGAGAACGGUAGAAUUAAGUGAAGAAAUUCGUCCAACUUUUUGAAAGUAGUUUAUGAAAGUUGUUGUAAAAGCUAAUUAUCUACGUAGGUAGAAGUGGUAGCUAGAAUGUGUCAGAAGUGUGAUACCUUGAGGUGAAGCUGUAUAUAGAGAUACAGCUGUGUCAACACCUGAAACUGCUUCUUAUCAGAAUGAAAUAGUGCAUACAAAAUAUGUAGGAGCUUUUGGCAAAUAAAUUUCCGAGUGCCAGAAGGAUUUGUGUAAUUACGUCUUUUAAAUAAGUUGACUGUAUUGAAAAUGUUGCCAUUAGAGUAUGCUUAUGUUUAACCCAGUUAAUAUAAAUUAUAUGAGGAUUUUGAACUUUAUGUUUUUAAAUUUCUGAUACUAAAUAAUUUUUCUGUAUAGGCUGUGUAAAAUUGUGUAGAAAAUGUUUGGAAAUACUCAUCAUAUAUGGAAAUUAUGUAUGUUUUAGUUUAUUUUGAAAGAUUUAAUUGAUAUUUUUUAUGGGAGAAAUAGUAAACUGACUGUUGUAGUAUUGGUAAAAAAAUGUUGAGUUCAAGUACACUUAGUUAGUCCCAAGAUUGUGAUAUGUCUGUUUGUUUGUUUAUAAUUAAGCACAAAGCUACACAAUGGAUUCUAGCGUUGUAAGUCCGCAGACAUACCGCUGUGCCACUGGGGGGAGUGAUAUGUCUAAUCUCAUUUUUUUAGUAUG